AUGAAAUCAGACAAGAAAUCAGAAAUCGGCUAUAAACAGCAGAAAUGGUCAUAUAGAUUUAUAUGGACCGACAAGCACCUAGGCCCUGACGUAUUAAAGCCGUUACGCCAUGACUACGAUGAGUUGGGUGCGCUAACUGUUGAAAGGCUUCUCACCAUUAAAGAUCAAGAGGGUGAAAAAGGCGAUCUUUAUAAAAUCCUCGAGAAACACCACAGCGAGGACGCAGUUCUUACUAAAUUCUGGAACCAGGUGCAUCACGUCCCAAAAUGGGUAGACUGGGAACAGAUUGCGCGUGGACAACAAGUCUUCUAUCGUUACGCUCUGGCCAAUAUUAUUGGAUUUGCAUUGCAAGGCUUCAUCUGCGAAAACUCGGCAUCGACCGGCGUUGUAGAGGUUCUCGUUCGCACCGGUGGGUUUUCUACUCGCGUUCUCUUGGGCCGUUUAUUAGAAACCUUUCAAUGGCUUCUCGAAGUGACACGUUCUCAAGAAGAAGUCAAGCCUGGUGGCCGAGGCUUCAAAUCGACGGUCCGCGUACGAUUACUUCAUUCUUCCGUUCGUCGCAGGAUCCUGCAUUUAGCUAUUCGACGACCAGAGUACUACGACGUGGCCGAGUUUGGAGUUCCAGCAAACACGAUGGACUCUAUCCAUUCAAUCACGACGUUUUCUUUGAACCCAAUGUUCUUACAGUUGCCUCAGAUGGGCAUCACGCCACGACCACAAGAAAUUGAAGAUUAUCUUGCGCUAUUUCGAUAUCUUGCACACAUUGUUGGGACGCCGACAGAAUACUUUUCAACCGUUGAGGAAGCAAAGGCACUUAUGGAGAGCUGUUAUCUCCACGAACUGAAUAUGACUGAAACAUCCAAGACGGUAGCAUAUAACUUUGUCCGUGUUGUGGAAAGCUUGCCUCCACCGCUAGUAACUUCUCGAGGGUUCAUUGAGGCAGGUAGUCGCUGGCUCAAUGGCCAUGAGCUUUGUGACGAGCUUGGUUUGGGCCGACCCGGUUUUCUGUCAUAUGUGGCAUUCGCGGGUCUGUGUGUGCUGGUAAACAGCCUGGCGUGGACACAGCGGUUGAUACCAGCCUUUGACAAGUUCAUGAUUGAGUUUCUUCGAUCUAAGCUGUACUGGGCUGUUGUUGAAAACGAAGGUGGGUUGAACGGAGGGACAAAUUUUGAAAUGAAAUACAAACCCAGGCUCAAUAGUAUUACUGGUCGUGAAGAGGCGACCACUUUCAAAUCGGGUCAUCUAAUAAUUGAGAGCUUCUUUCUACUGUGUACUAUUAUGACCAUGGUGAUUAUUAUGGUCUUGGGAUACGCUGUUUGGGACUUAAUGCGCAAGGAGUUCAAGGUAAUUUGA
Talaromyces proteolyticus is the source of this 1353-nucleotide messenger RNA. RefSeq lists its product as uncharacterized. The coding region runs from base 1 to 1353 and encodes 450 amino acids. Lineage: Eukaryota; Fungi; Ascomycota; Eurotiomycetes; Eurotiales; Trichocomaceae. Gene Ontology annotation, molecular function: oxidoreductase activity. The record is from RefSeq and is a predicted model, not a curated record. The transcript is spliced from 2 exons.